GUCGCGCGCGAUUUCGCUGUUACUUUGCUCUUGCUAUUUAUUUUCUGAGUGGGCACGCGUACGAUUCAAUUGCGACGCACCACACUAUAAGAAAUUGCUGUUAGCCACAUUGAUAGUUAAAAGAAAAAAGAAUAUGCUGUGCCAGCUAUCGUGAAUGGUGUGUGUGACAUUCAUUUCCCAUCACCGUGUCUGAUCAUUCGUAUUAUUCAAGGGCGACCAGUACGAAUUGCCAUCGUCUGCUGCUCUCUUUGCUGUUUACUUAUUAGUUACAUUCUUCAGACAUCUCUUUCGACUCAUCAUGCCCCCAGCUUCCAGCGCCAGUGGCGCCAACGAAAGGGAGCGGCUGCACACGAAAUUCGCCGCUGCGGCGACGGCGCUCGCUGACCUCUACCGCGAGUCUUCCAACUCCUAUGAAGCCGGCUACCGCGAUGCCCUCCUAUUCGUCCAGCGCUACCUGCAGGCCAGCACACCGAUGACGUCCUCGCAGGCACCCACUGCUGCUGCGACCUCUUUCCUGUCCUCUUCCUCGUCGGGUCUGUGUACGACGGUCAACGCAGCCCAGAUGAUGCGCUUCCUGCAGGACACCGUCGCAGCCCGUCGUGCGCGCAUGGCGGUGGUACGGGGAGUGCACUCGAUGCGACGGCGCCGCCGCGACAUGGCGGAAACGGUGGACGACACAUCCGAAAACCCGAUUGGAGAGAUGUCUCCAUCAGAAAACGGGGAGAACGACGAGGAGGAGGAGGAGUCCUGGCUGACACCACCGCAGCCACCAUCAACACGUGCAAUCGGCCCAGGCCCGCUCAUUGCGAUGGCUUCGCCGCCCGCCACGGUGGCGGACCACGCAGACUCGACGCUGAACCACGCCAUCGAGCUCAUCACGCAUUUGGAGCCGCGAGGUCCGGUGAUGCGGACACCGCUGCAGCCGCGUCGGCAGCGCCGUCGUACCGAUCGCACGCACGGCGCGGAACUUCGACUCCUUCGCCCCUCGUGUGGACCUCCCGUUUCCCCUCCGCCGCUUCACGUCGGUCGCGGGACGUAA
This is a messenger RNA of Leptomonas pyrrhocoris, 1039 nucleotides long. RefSeq lists its product as hypothetical. Bases 299 to 1039 code for a protein of 246 amino acids. The transcript has a single exon. The record is from RefSeq and is a predicted model, not a curated record. Lineage: Eukaryota; Euglenozoa; Kinetoplastea; Trypanosomatida; Trypanosomatidae.